GAACAAUCCACAAACGUCUUCCUAAAGUACUAUUUCUCUUGCCAAGCUCUCUUGCUCUUUUUUUUUCUUUGAUUUUACAGGUUCAAUACACAAUCUGCGGAUAUUUACUACUACAACCACGCGCAACUUCAGAACUUCCACCAAUACCUGGGUAAUUCUUCAAUAUGACGGGCAAAAUCAAAUCCAAAACCAAUACACCUCACGGAAAUUCAUUCAAACCUGCUCUAGGAAGAAAAGGAAGAGAUGGAGAGCGAAGCAAAGUUACUCAAGCUUGUGAUCAAUGUAGAAAGGGAAAGUCAAGGUGCUCUGGUAAUAUGCCAUGCAAUAACUGCGCUUAUGAUAAGAAGGAUUGUUCAUACAAUAAUGAUUACUCCCGUGGUCGGCGAACGAAGAUCCUGCCAAACCCGAAUUAUAAACCUGACCCUCAGCACAAAGUCUUCGUUGGUGGAUCUAAUCUAGUUAAUUUUGGAUCUUCAAAAGAAGGAGACGGCGGGCAAAUGUCACCGGUACUUGGUCCAUUCGGCGAGAAUCUAAAUUUCAACCAAAUGAUCUCACAACCUCAACAGUCGGCAAGCAAUAGCUCAGUUGCUAAUCUAGUUCAAGAAGCAAAACAGAGGUUUGAUCAAAAUGCACCUGUUUCUGUCCUUGCAUACGGUGAUCUACCAAUGCCUAUCAGUCAACCUGGACUGGUUACUCUGCCAAGUCCCGAUGAUGGUGCUAAACUUGUUCAAAUUUAUUUUGACAAGUUCUCCCCUAGCAUACUCUUUUUCCACCGACCGAGUGUUGAACGAUGGGCAGAAGAGUUGUUAGAGGCUGGUGGUGAUCUCUUGCAGAAGGAUUAUCUUAGAAGUAGGAAUGCUAUCGUUUUCAUGAUCUUUGCUUCGGCCCAGGCUUACAGUGCAAAGUCGGAGUUUUUGGAUACCAGUAUGCUUAACUGUCAAUUGGCAGACGAACAAUUGAAAUCCGAAACUGGUCCGCCACAAUUAACUAGCAUUCAAGCACGACUUCUCCAAUGCUACUAUCUCAUUGCUAGAGGUAGAAUCAACCAAUGCUGGAGCACUUUUUCCAACGUCGUCAGCUUAAUCUUCACUCUUGGAUUACAUAGACACUAUAGCAAGAGAAAUAUUGUUGAUUUAAUCGAGGUGGAAUGUCAAAAGCGAGUUUUCUGGGCAGCCUUUUAUCUGGAUAAAUUUCUGAGUUGUGCUUUGGAGAGACCACAACGUCUUAAACUUGAUGAUAUUGAUCAGGAGUUGCCAAAGACUCUCAACGACAGACAAUUCACACCCAACAACCUUAUACCAGCUUUUCCAGAUGAUCUCUCCACAAACCUUGCAUCCAAUCUCCAAUUCGAACUCGCAAUCAUCAUAUGCAACAUUCUCGACGAUUUCUACGGAUUCCGCAUAUACAACCCCGAAGAGCGCCACAACGCGGUUCAAACCUACCUUACCAACACCUUUCCCUCCUGGAAGAAGAAAGCAGCCUCGUUAAUCCACGCCAAUCCUGGAAACUUGAACGAAGUACAAAAUCGUCAAAGAUCAGAAUUAUGGUUAACAUAUCAUCAUACCAAGAUUCUUCUCCUUCGCACCUUCCUUCUCAUUCCAGAGUGCGAUAUGGCCGAAGAUGGAAUGAUCGGAUCCCUUGCAGAUGCGUGUAGAUAUGUUUGCGAAAUCGUGCAGCCGCGUCCCAAGGGAUUUAUAACAGAGGAUUCGGGAACGAUUGCGAAACAUGAGUUUCCCAUCUAUGCGGAUUUUGUCAAAUCGUUCGCUUUUAGAAGUGCUUGGCUCCCUCAGUAUAUCAUCUUCACCGCCGCGACAGUAACCUACAUUACAGGCACCCUAAAUCCCUCAGAAGUAUGCAAACCUGACAACACAAUCAUGCGCAACGUGCAAAUCCUCCAUGCACCUCUCAAGAAAAUCGCAUUUCCGGGUUCAUUCAUGGGACUAUGUGUUUCGGUUUUGGAUGAGUUGAAGAUUGCAGUUGAUCAGGCGAUUGAGCACCGUUCGUACGAUUUGGAUAAUGCGGAAAAUGAGGAUGAUGAAUUGGUGGAGGAGCGGGAGAAUUUGGGCAGGUAUCUCUUGAUGGCUAGGAAAAAGUUGGAGGAGGGUGGAGAUGUGGAUAUGGGUAUGGGUAUGGGUAUGGGUAUGGGAUUGCAGAGAAAUAAUCUGCGUGAGGAUAGAGGUGGCUCUGAUGUUAUGAGUCGUUUUCGCUAUUGGGGCUUUGCGAGACUUACUAAUCGGAUCAGGGAGUGUGGAUGGUAGGUUUGGAUGGGUUGAAGUGGGAGGGAUUGGAUUGGAUUGGAUCUUAUUAUUGAAUUGGGCUUUGUGAUUUUAAGACCAUGCUUCUUUUCUUUUGUCUUGACCGGCGACCCAGUCCCCGUUUCGGAUGUCGUCAACUUUGAGAUGGAAUGGGGGAUAAUCAAUUAUUUUGCGAAAUAGAACAACAUGAUACAAAGCAUGAUCA
This is a messenger RNA of Botrytis cinerea B05.10, 2460 nucleotides long. RefSeq lists its product as hypothetical. Gene Ontology annotation, biological process: positive regulation of transcription by RNA polymerase II; DNA-templated transcription. The coding region runs from base 165 to 2258 and encodes 697 amino acids. Gene Ontology annotation, cellular component: nucleus. The record is from RefSeq and is a predicted model, not a curated record. The transcript is spliced from 6 exons. Gene Ontology annotation, molecular function: DNA-binding transcription factor activity, RNA polymerase II-specific; zinc ion binding; sequence-specific DNA binding. NCBI's taxonomy places the organism in Eukaryota, Fungi, Ascomycota, Leotiomycetes, Helotiales, Sclerotiniaceae.